This is a messenger RNA of Merops nubicus (carmine bee-eater), 282 nucleotides long. Its product is annotated as oocyte zinc finger protein XlCOF19-like. Lineage: Eukaryota; Metazoa; Chordata; Aves; Coraciiformes; Meropidae. The record is from RefSeq and is a predicted model, not a curated record. The transcript has a single exon. The annotation marks the transcript as partial.
ACCCACACCGUGGAGAAACCCUUUGCCUGUAGUGACUGUGGGAAGAAUUUCACCUGGAAAUCCAGCCUCACCGAGCACCGCCGCACCCACACUGGGGAGAGGCCCUUUGCCUGUGACACCUGCAGCAAGAGCUUCAGCAACAAGUCCAGCCUCACCCAGCACCGCCGCACCCACACUGGGGAGAGACCCUAUGGCUGUGACAAGUGCAGCAAGGGUUUCUCCGACAAGUCCAACCUCACCCGGCACAGUCAGACCCACACUGGUGGGAAGCCCUUUGCCUGA